GUGCCAUAAACUGGUGCUUUAUUUAACGUAUUUUGGCAGAACAAGACAGUGACAGGGGCCGUGGUGGGUGCCUGCGUGUGCUGGUGCAAGCUUGGUGCCUGCCGGGAGGUGCCUGCAGUGCCACAAGGGAUAAUAUUGAUGUAAACAAAGCGGUGGUUUCCUUCCAGCUGGUGAUAAAACUUAUUCUCGCUCUCCCUCGCUCUCCCACGUCACGGAAGCAGUGAUAAGCACACGAGGAGGAAAGCAAUGGCAACCCUCCGAUCCGGCAAGCAAGUUGGCGGCAGCGAUGGCGGUGGCGGUGGCAGUGGUGGUGAGGUGGACGGCAGGGACAGAGGGGCAGUACAGGCUGCGGACAUCAAGGAGAAGAAAUUGAAUUGGGAUGCCUUGCUCAAAAGAAAGUACCUGCUCCCUUUGCACCAAGAAUCAGUACUGAGUUAGAUGUUAGUAAUUUUUCUGAAGAGUUCACUGCAAUGAUACCACAGGAUUCUCCAGCAAUCGUUCCUCCAGAUGUUGAGAAAAUGUUCAAUGGCUACUCCUACGUUGCUCCAUCAAUUCUCUUCACUGACAAUGUCAUCAGCGACAGCAGCAGCCUUUUCAAGAUGUCACCAGACAGAAGACCUUCCACAACCAACCUAUUAUUGGCUUGUAGCUUUAAGGACUCACCAUUUUUCCAAAAAUACGAACUGAAUCUCCGAGAUAAUAUACUCGGAGACGGCAGCUUCAGUGUGUGUCGGGAAUGUGUACAAAAGUCCAGCGGGCAACAACACUUUCCUGUGGAGAUAGUGUCAAGAAGACUAGACUGCCAACAAGAAAUCAAUUUACUCUGGGCUUGCCAAGGACAUUCCAACAUUGUCAACAACCUCCAUGAAGUUUUCCAUGAUGAGGCACACACCUACAUUGUGAUGCAGCUCCUUGGAGGUGGAGAGCUGGCUGCCUCAGAGGAUCAGGAAACACGAGAGGUUCACAGAGGCUCGCCUCGGGCUUCGGUCGUCGUGAGGAACCUGGUGUCAGCAGUUCACUACUUGCACAGGAAAAGCAUCAGUGUUCACGGAGACCUAAAGCCAGACAGGGGUGAAAAGGGUUGGUGUUGAGGAUAGACAGAAAAGAAAAGAAAAGAAAGGAAAGGUAAAAAAAGGAAGUUUUUUUGCAUUGAUUUUCCAUCUGCUUAUUUUAAAGAAUUUAUUGCACGGAAUAUUAUUGAUCUCCAUCAUUUGUAUGGCCUUUAUAAUAAAAAGUAUGAAUUUA
This is a messenger RNA of Scylla paramamosain (green mud crab), 1245 nucleotides long. Its product is annotated as ribosomal protein S6 kinase alpha-5-like. Gene Ontology annotation, cellular component: nucleus; cytoplasm. Gene Ontology annotation, molecular function: calmodulin binding; calcium/calmodulin-dependent protein kinase activity; calcium-dependent protein serine/threonine kinase activity. The record is from RefSeq and is a predicted model, not a curated record. Gene Ontology annotation, biological process: intracellular signal transduction; peptidyl-serine phosphorylation; protein autophosphorylation. The transcript is spliced from 7 exons. Bases 471 to 1091 code for a protein of 206 amino acids. Lineage: Eukaryota; Metazoa; Arthropoda; Malacostraca; Decapoda; Portunidae.